This is a messenger RNA of Cicer arietinum (chickpea), 1422 nucleotides long. NCBI's taxonomy places the organism in Eukaryota, Viridiplantae, Streptophyta, Magnoliopsida, Fabales, Fabaceae. The record is from the annotation of a RefSeq genome assembly.
AUGAAAACCUUAUAUUCCCUGAGGAGGUUCUACCACGUGGAAACGCUCUUUAAUGGAACUUUAGCUUUAACUGGUCGUGACCAAGAAACUACCGGUUUUGCUUGGUGGGCCGGGAAUGCCCGACUUAUCAAUUUAUCUGGUAAACUACUGGGGGCCCAUGUAGCCCAUGCCGGAUUAAUAGUAUUCUGGGCCGGAGCAAUGAACCUAUUUGAAGUCGCUCAUUUCGUACCUGAGAAGCCCAUGUAUGAACAAGGCUUAAUUUUACUUCCCCAUCUAGCUACUCUAGGUUGGGGGGUAGGUCCUGGAGGGGAAGUAAUAGAUACCUUUCCAUACUUUGUGUCUGGAGUACUUCACUUAAUUUCCUCCGCAGUAUUGGGCUUUGGCGGUAUUUAUCAUGCACUUCUGGGACCUGAAACUCUUGAAGAAUCUUUUCCAUUCUUUGGUUAUGUAUGGAAAGACAGAAAUAAAAUGACUACUAUUUUAGGUAUUCACUUAAUAUUGUUAGGUAUAGGGGCUUUUCUUCUAGUAUUUAAGGCUUCUUAUUUUGGAGGUAUAUAUGAUACCUGGGCUCCAGGAGGGGGAGAUGUAAGAAAAAUUACAAACUUAACCCUUAGUCCAAGUAUUAUAUUCGGUUAUUUACUAAAAUCUCCUUUUGGGGGAGAAGGAUGGAUUGUUAGUGUGGAUGAUUUGGAAGACAUAAUUGGAGGGCAUGUAUGGUUGGGUUCCAUUUGUAUACUUGGUGGAAUCUGGCAUAUAUUAACCAAGCCCUUUGCGUGGGCUCGCCGUGCACUAGUAUGGUCUGGAGAAGCUUACUUGUCUUAUAGUUUAGGUGCUUUAGCCGUUUUUGGUUUUAUAGCUUGUUGCUUUGUCUGGUUUAAUAAUACUGCUUAUCCUAGUGAGUUUUAUGGUCCGACUGGACCAGAAGCUUCUCAGGCUCAAGCAUUUACUUUUCUAGUUAGAGACCAACGUCUUGGAGCUAAUGUAGGAUCGGCUCAAGGACCUACCGGUUUGGGUAAAUAUCUAAUGCGUUCCCCGACUGGGGAAGUUAUUUUUGGGGGAGAAACUAUGCGUUUUUGGGAUCUGCGUGCUCCCUGGUUAGAACCUUUAAGGGGUCCUAAUGGUUUGGACUUGAGUAGACUGAAAAAAGACAUACAGCCUUGGCAAGAACGUCGUUCCGCGGAAUAUAUGACUCAUGCUCCUUUAGGUUCUUUAAAUUCCGUUGGUGGCGUAGCUACAGAGAUUAAUGCAGUCAAUUAUGUCUCUCCUAGAAGUUGGUUAGCUACUUCUCAUUUUGUUCUAGGAUUCUUCCUAUUCGUAGGUCAUUUAUGGCACGCGGGAAGAGCUCGCGCAGCUGCUGCAGGAUUUGAAAAAGGAAUUGAUCGAGAUUUUGAGCCUGUUCUUUCCAUGACUCCUCUUAAUUGA